Callithrix jacchus (white-tufted-ear marmoset) is the source of this 17188-nucleotide messenger RNA. It is a transcript of the gene MITF, whose product is annotated as melanocyte inducing transcription factor. NCBI's taxonomy places the organism in Eukaryota, Metazoa, Chordata, Mammalia, Primates, Cebidae. Gene Ontology annotation, molecular function: DNA-binding transcription factor activity, RNA polymerase II-specific; RNA polymerase II cis-regulatory region sequence-specific DNA binding; protein dimerization activity. Gene Ontology annotation, cellular component: nucleus. The record is from RefSeq and is a predicted model, not a curated record. Gene Ontology annotation, biological process: melanocyte differentiation; regulation of transcription by RNA polymerase II.
AUGAGGUAAAUCAUAUAAUCAUAUAAUCAUUAUCCUAAUGAUUUGUGGUAAAAUCAUUAGGGCAAUGGCUCUUAAACUCAAGUGUGCAUCAGCAUUCCCUGUAGAGCUUAUUAAAACAGAUAGCAGGGACAGAAACUCCCACAGUUUCUGUUCAGUAGGUCUGGGGUAAGGUCUGAGAAUUUGCAUUUUGAACAUGUUUCUAAAUGUUGCUGAAACUGAACUUGUUUUCAAAGUGUCUGGGAAUCACACUUUCAAAAUCAUGGCACCAAGGUCGUGGUGAUGAUGUUGGGGGAUGAUUUGCUUGAUGAACUUGGAAUAGAAAGCAUUGCAUAUAUGUGGUAUACAAAUAAUAUAUAGGCUUGGGUGACAGAACACUCACAUUUACCAUGUUUAAUCAGAAAAUGAAUUUAUUGGUUAAAUAACAGAAAAGUCUAAAGAUGGGGCUAACUAGGCCUUUCAAGGAUAGGAUUCUUGGUUAUGUAAUAUGAUCUCUGAGUGACUUAGAGUUAACCUAGCUUUACUACCAUAAGGAACCCUGGCCCAAAUCUCAAAAAGGGGUUGUAUUUUAAUCUACACUCUUAAAGUGUGAAACUUGAAGCAUACUGCAGUCACUUGACUGAAAGUUUUGGUUGAGAAACAGCGUGAUGGUGGUUUUGGGCAUGUCCACAUGACCAAAUUGUUUUUCACAAAACUUCUGCUGAAUAAAAUGUGAAAUACUACUGUCAGCCUGUUUUCCUGUCUUAAUGAAUUCCAGAUAGUUUGUAGAGUGUGGGAGCUUCCAAAACAGAGAGGUGGAAUGGAUGUGACCAGCCAGCAUCUGUUUUGUCACAAAUGAGGAUGUCCUGACAUAAUGGAAUCGUUCCCCUUGUUCUGAAUCUCACCAAGCUGUUCACUUCUCUGAUCAUGAGGUACAGACUGUGAGAGGGAAGGGCAAGGCCAAUGUCAUGUAACAGAAGCCGAAAGAAAAAUUCUAGAUUCCUUACUUACCAGGAAAUUCAGCCUACCCCUAUGUUUCAUCCACUCAGACCCAAGCAUUUUGAUUUUUUUUUCCUGCAUGUUGAUGUUCUUUAGAGAAAAAGUCCUGAUCUGUUCUUAUUGUAAACUGGUUAAGAGUUCCAACCAGUCAGAUAAGUCUAAACUACAGAGGAAGACAGAUUUGAACUUUAAUUCCAAUUUGGCCACUUACUGGCUAUAUAUAUAUAUCUUUGGACGAGUUAUUCUUGUGGCCUCUGUUUCAGCAGAGGCAAAUAUGGUUUGGAUCUCUGUCUCCACCAAAUCUCAUGUGAGACUGUAAUCCCCAGUGUUGCAGGUAGGGCCUGGUGAGUGAGUCUUCAUGAGAUCUAGUCUAGUCAUUUACGAGUGUGUAGCACCUCCCCUGUCAUUCUUUCUAGUUUCUGCUCUCACCAUGUGAGAUGCCUCACUCCUUCACUCCCCCUUUGCCUUUUGCCAUGAUUUCAGGUUUCCUGAGGCCUCCCCUGAAGCUGAGCAGAUGCCAGCGUCAUGCUUUCUCUGGAACCAUGAAGCACCGUGGUUUAAUUACCCCAUGGAACCAUAAGUGAAUUAAACUUCUUUUCUUUAUAAGUUACCCAGCCUCAGGUAUUUCUUUAUAGCAAUCUGGACUAAUAUAGAAAGUUGGCACCAAAGAGUGGGGCAUUGCUAUAAAGAUACCUGAAAAUGUGGAAGCAGCUUUGGAAUUGGAUAUAACAGGAAGAGGUUGGAAGAAUUUGGAGGGCUCAGAAGAUGACAGGAAGAUGAGGAAAAGUUUGCAAUUUCCUAGAGGCUGGUUAAAUGGUUGUGAACAAAAUGCUGGUAAUGAUAUGGACAGUGAAGUCCAGGCUGAGGUGAUCUUGAUGGAAAUGAGGAACUCAUUGGAAACUGCAGUAAAAGUCACUUUUGUUAUGUGUUAGCAAGUAGGUUGGCUGCAUCAUGCCCCUGCCCUUGGGAUCUGUGGAACUUUGAACUUGAGAUUUAUGAUUUAGGUACCUGGAAGAAGAAAUUUCUAAGCAGCAAAGUAUUCAAGAUGCAGCCUUGCUGCUCCUAACAACCUAUACUUAUAUGUAUGAGCAAAGAAAUUACCUAAAUUUGAACUAGUAUUUAAAGAGAGAGCAGAGCAUAAAAGUUUGGAAAAUUUACAGCCUGGCCAUGUGGUAAUAAAGAAAAGUCCACUUUCCGGGGAGUAAUUCAAGAAGCCUACAGAAAUUUGCUUAAGUAAAAAGGGGACAAGUGCUAAUAUCCUAGACAAUGGGGAGAAGGCCUCAAAGGCAUUUCAGAGAACUUCAUGACAGACUCCCUCAUCAUAUGCCCAGAAACCUAGAGGGACUGAAUGGUUUCCUGGGCCAGGCCCAGGGCUCUGUUUCCUUGCAUAGCCUUGGGAUACUGCUCUCCAUAUUCUAGUUGCUGCAGCUCCAGCCAUGGCUCAUAGGGGCCCAGGUACAGCUUGGACCACUGUUUCCGGGGGUGCAAGCUAUAAGCCUUGGUGGCUUCUAUGUGGUAUUAAGCCUGUAGCUACACAUAGUGCAAGAGUUGGGGCUUGGGAGCCUCCACCUAGAUUUCAGAGGAUAUAUGGAAAAACUUGGAUAUCCAGGCAGAAGCCUGCUGCAGGGACAGAGCCCCCUUAAAGAAACUUUACUAGGAUAAUGCAGAGGGGAAAUAUGGGCUUGGAGCCCCUAUGCAGAGUUCCCACUGGAGCACUGCCCAGUAGAGCUGUGAGAAGAAUGCUACCAUCCUCCAGACCCCAGAAUGGUAUAUCUACUGGCAACUUGUGUUCUCAGCCUGGAAAAGCGACAGGCAGUCAAUACCAGUCCUUGAGAGCAGCUGUGGGGGCUGAACCCUGCAAAGCCACAGGGGUGGAGCUGCCCAAGGCCUUGGGAUUGCACUCAUUGCACUAGUGAGCCCUGGAUGUGAGACAUAGAGUCAAAUAAGGUUAUUUUGGAGCUUUAAGUUUUAAUGACUACCCUGCUGGGUUUCGGACUCACAUGGAACCUGUAGCCCCUUUCUUUUGGCCAAUGGAACAGGACUACUUACCCAAAGCCUAUACUCCCAUUUUAUCUUGGAAAUAACUUAAUUGUUUUUGACUUCACUGGCUCGUAAGCAGAAGGGACUGGCCUUAUCUCAGAUGAGACUUUGGACUUUGGAGUUAAUGCUGGAAUAAGUUAAGAAUUUGGGGACUGUUGGGAAGGCAUGAUAGUAUUUUGCAAUGUGAGAAGGAAGAAGUAUAUAGGAUUUGGGUGACCAAGGGUGGAAUGAUAUGGUUUGAAUCUGUGUCUUCACCAAAUAUGUAAUCCCCAUCUCAAAUUGUAAUCCUCAAUGUUGCAUAUGGGGCCUGGUUGGAGGCAAUUGGAUCAUGGAGGUGGUUUCUCAUGAAUGGUUUAACAACAUCCCCUUGGGGCUGUUCUUGUGAUAGUGAGAUCUGGUCAUUUAAAAGUGUGGCACCUUCCCUGUCAGUCUCUCUCUCUCCCUCUCUCUUUCUCUCUCUCUCUCUUUCUUUCUUUUUUGAGACAGAGUCUCACUCUGUUGCCCAGGCUGGAGUGCAGUGGUGCAAUCUAGGCUCACUGCAACAUUUGCCUCCUGGGUUCAAGUGAUUCUCCUGCCUCAGCCUCCUGAGUAGCUGGGAUUACAGGUGCACACCAUCAUACCAUGUUGGCCAGGCUAGUCUUGAACUCUGUUCCCCUUGGCCUGGCAAAGUGUUGGGAUUACAGGUGUAAGCCACUGUGCCUGGCCCCCUGUCACUCUCUCUUUCUCCUGCUCCCACCAUGUGAGAUGCCUUGCUCCCACUUUGCUUUCUGCCAUGAUUUUAAGUUUCCUGAGGCCUCCCUAGAAUCCAAAGAAAUGCCAGCGUCAUGCUUCCUGUACAGCUUGCAGAACCAUGAACCAGUUAAAUCUCUCUCUCUCUCUUUUUUUUUUUUGAAAUAAAUUACCCAGUCUCAGGUAUUUUUUUUUUUUUGGUAGCAGUGUGAGAGUGGACUAAUACAGAGGCUAAAAGAGGAUACUGCAUAAUAAUAUGAUCUAAGUUAUGCGGUAAUAAUACACAUUAAAAGAAAUAUAUGGGUGGAGUGCUCAGCCCAACGCUUAGCUUUUAGUUCCCUCAUUCUGAUUACCUCUGUAUCUAUAGCAUCAAUGAGGUAUUUGACUUGAACUUCUAGUUUUAGACACCUUAAUAAAGAAAAAAAAUGACUCAAAGAAUAUGGGGGUUGCAGGGAGAGGAUCUAUAGAACAACAGGGAGGAAGAGGGUGAGGGAGAAAGGAAGCUAAAUAGUCUUUAAGUUAGGUAGUCAGCGUUAGGUAUUUGGGAGUUGAUACAGGUCAAAUAGUGGCAAAAGGUGGGAUGCCUAAGAGAAAGAUAUUUAAGGAUGGCACAUGCUAUUUACAUGCAUGGUAUUACUUUUGUUGCCAGAACGAUUUUUGUCUUUUUCAACAUGUUUCCUUUAAUCAUAAUUAUAGACUAUAUGUAGCUAGGUGGAGGAAUAAAUAAUGAAAAGCACUAAUUGGGGUUACACAAUACCAGGGCUGUGUAGCAUCGCUGUCUCAACAUAGACAUCUCUAAUUCCUAACUGUCCUGUUUCAGCCUUGGCCAUAGUGACUUCAUGCCUUAUCUUUUCCCACUUGACCUGGCAGUCUGUUUAUAUAGUUAUCUUUAUCCAAUAUAAGCCUUAAGGCCCUAUAUUCUUGAGCCUCACAAUCUUUAUAUCUUUCACUCUUCUAGGAUUUUUUUUUUUUUGUGUGUAUAAUAGCAGUAUAUAGUCACUUUAGAGACUAGGAUCUGAGUUUUCAGUGUUUUUUUCUUUUCCCCACACCAAUAUGAUAGUUUGCUUUCCUUGAUCAUCACACAGUUUCUAUCCUAAAAACUGUGGCUUAACUGGUCACUAGAAAACAUAAAGGGGUAAAAAAAAGCAGAAAGGGGGGUUAGCCCAAAUGUUAUCCAUCUUUCUCAGGGGAGAGAUUUCCAUUAUAUUACACAUGUAUGUGGAUACCUUCAUUAGCCAUUGACUGAACUGUAACUUGGACAAAAGGGCGCCUACCUCAUUGCAUAGCUGCGAAGAUUCAAUAAGGUGAUGAGAUGCUACCUGUAGUAAGGUUACAUUAGAGACCAGCUGCUGCUGUUCACCUUACUGCUGUUCUUCCUCCUAUGCUAUGGUUAUUGCUUAUCUCUGCCUAUUGCUGUUUUGUGCUACUAGAACUUAGAAGUUUGCAUAAGAAUGGCAGAAACAGUUAAUCAUAGAAACAUUUCUCUCUGCAGGUGGUAUUGACUCUCUCAUUGCCUUGUCACUCAUUGUUCAACUCCUAUGUAUGAGAAAGAACAUACAGUGUUUGGUUUUCUGUUCCUGUGAUAGUUUGCUGAGAAUGAUGGUUUCCAGCUUCAUCCAUGUCCCUGCAAAGGACAUAUACGCAUUAUUUUUUAUGGCUGCAUACUAUUCCAUGGUGUAUACAUGCCACAUUUUUUUAUCCAGCCUAUCAUUGAUGGGCAUUUGGUUUGGUUCCAAGUCUUUGCUAUUGUGAAUAGUGCUGCAAUUAAACAUAUGUGUGCACAUGUCUUUAUAGUAGAAUGAUUUGUAAUCCUUUGGGUAUAUACCAACAAUGGGAUUGCUGGGUCAAAUUGGUAUUCUGGUUCUAGAUCCUUGAGGAAUUGCCACACUGUCUUCCACAAUGGUUAAACUAAUUUAUACUCCUACCAACAGUGUGAAGCAUUCCUAUUUCUCUACAUCCUCUCUGGCAUUUGUUGUUUUCUGACUUUAAUGAUUGCCAUUCUAACUGGCAUGAGAUGGUGUCUCAUUGUGGUUUUGAUUUGCAUUUCUCUAAUGACCAGUGAUGUGAGCCACAUUCUUGGCUGUAUAAAUGUCUUCUUUUGAGAAGUGUCUGUUUAUAUCCUUUACCCACUUUUUGAUGGGGUUGUUUGUUUGUUUCUUGUAAAUUUGUAUAAGUUCCUUUUAGAUUCUGGAUAUUAGACCUUUGUCAGAUGGAUAGAUUGCAAAAAUUUUCUCCCAUUCUGUAGAUUGUCUGGCAAGUUGUUAAACCUAUAUUAGCACUGGGUUGUAGCCCAGGAGUCUUCCAGACCACUUCCCCCAACUAUCAGAUGUUGUGUGCAUAGAAACGAGAUUACCAAGUUUGACUACCAACUAAAGUGAAGCAUAAUCUAUCAGAAUCCAUAUGUGUGUAUAUAUAUAUUCAUACAAACUUACGUAGGAUUCUCAAGGCAGUAUUUUUCAAAAUAUUUUCACACUUUCUCUAGUAUUCUUACUAACCAAAACUGGACUCUUGGUUAAACAAGUUCCCAUCCAGAGUUUUAUAAGGAAAGAGGAAAAAUGAAAUUCUCCUUUUUUUGUGUAAUUGAAACAAAAAGACAAACACACUGAAGAAAAAGACAGACAGAUGUAGGUGCUGUAGAGUAAGUGCUUAUGUGUUCAGAGAAGCUGUAAGCACAGUAGAGAAGGCAGCCGAGGAGGACUGGUCAGAAGUGGACUUGUGUGUUGGGCUUCUGAACUCUGCAUUUUAGUGAGAGUACAGGAUGAAUCUGCUGUGUAGGCUGGUGUUGAAAGUUAGGACACCCUGAACUAGGGGGGAAGAGUUAGCUAUCAAAGAUAAAGAAAACAGUUUGGACAUUUUCAGAAUAGAUAUAUUUCUUGAGCAUCUAAAUGCGCAGAUUUUAAGAGAUAUGACUCUUACUCUUGUUUUUCCCAGAGUUAUGGUUUGAGACUCAUUUGUAGGAUCUUCUGGCAAAUUUUCCUUAUCUUGUAGUAUAAAAGGAUACUUAGUAAGUAUUUGUUGAGCUGGGGAUCAUGGGGAUCAGAGAUGGUCAAACUUGAACCACUUUUGCCUUUGGCAAGUGGGUGGCUGUUGAGUGAUGGCAUGGGCCCCAGAUCAGACCAUCAAAGACCAGAGGAGGUCUUUCUGGGAGAGGAAAAGAACAUGCUUGGUGGUUACAUCAGUUACCUUGAGGCUUGUGUGUGUGUGUGUGUGUGUGUAUACACACACACAUAUAUAUAUACAUAUAUAUAUAUAUGCUCUCUCACCACUCAGAAGCAUAUAAAAUAUGUAAAUACACACAUACACAUACACACACACACCUUUCCACUACUCAGAAAUAUAUUUUAUUUUACAUUUUUUUUUUUAAAGACAGGAUUUCACUCUAUCUCCCAGACUAGUGUGCAGUGGUGCUAUCAUAGCUCGCUAUAGCCUCAAACUCCUGGGCUCAAGGAAUUCCCCUGCCUUAGACUCCGAGUAGCUAGAACUACAGGCAUACACCACCAUGCCCGGCUAAUUAAAUAAAAUGUUCCUAGAGAUGGGAUCUCGCUUCAUUGCCCAUACUGAUCUUGAACUCUUGGCCUGGAGCAAUCCUCCUGCCUCAGAGUCCCAAAGCACUGGGAUUACAGAUGUGAACCUCUGUGCCCAGCUUGGAAAUAUAUUUUAACUGGUAUUCACUGAAGAUGGCCUUUAGCUGUCACUUUGUUUAAAGGCUUUAUUUUUAAAAUAAUGUGUCUUUUAAUAAAUCAGGUACCUUCUUAUGUAUCAAUAGCUUAAUCUGGUAAUACUUACUUUAUUAUCUGUUAGUCCUCAUGGGAACUGGGAAUUUGUUAGUUCACUGGACAUCUCAAGGUUCCAGGAUACUGAGUGUCUGGAUAUUUGUUGAAUAAAGAAUGACCUAGGUGGCUGAUGUGUUUCUGUUGUGCUAGAAGGGGUCAGUAAAUUUUGGAAACUUUGUCAAAUUCUUUCAGGAAAACGUGUAAGACAUGAUCCUAUGAUUUCUCUUGUUAGCUAUGAUCUCUUGUCAUGUGUUACUGAGCCUUAAUAUCUUUACCUAUAAAAUGGGGCUAAUGGCAUUUCCUUCUUGGGAUAACUGAGGAUUCUAGAAGGUAAUAUGUAAAAUGGCUAGCGUAUGUACAUUCUCAAUACAAAGUUAGUAGUGGUGAUGAUUGUUACUGCUAUUGGUGCUAAAGAUAUAGACUGCUAAAAUACAGUCAGUUCUCAUUAUUUUUGUUUUAUCAAGCUGCUACAAAUACCAAAUUAGCGAAUACUGAAAGAUUACCAGUAGGGAUAUACAGGAUAAGUUCCUUAGAGCCUCUGGUCACAACAUUUAAUCAAUCCAUCAAUAGAUAACUUUAUUUUAUGUGUGUUGUGGUGUAAAGACACAUUAUUUAAUAUAUAUUGUUGAUUCAUUAACAUUGAACUCAUGGCCAGCAACACUAUAACUUCACUGACUUAGGAACACUAGACAGCACUUUAGCACUAAGUUUGGGUGCCAUAUUGAAUAGGGGAGUCACCAACAAAAACACAAAAGUGCAAAAAAUAUGGCACUACAUAGACUGUGAAAAGGACACUUGUUUACAAUAUGAUGUGACAUCUGAAAGGAGAAGGCAGACCAUCACCUUGUUUGACCUCAGUUGGUAACGUGAAUGUUGGGAGGCUCAAAUUUCUUGCUGUUCUGUGCAUGUGAUUGAUUGACUGUAAAAACUUUGAGAAUAUUGAUUUUGGGGUUACAAAUCAAUACUUUUAGUAAGUAGGUGAAUUUGCAAGUGAGGAAUCCAUGAAUAAUGAGUGUUGACUAUAUUAAAAACUGUUUUCUUGCAUCUGUAUUUCUCUAGUGGUUUUUCCUCUGGACUAAAAAGCUUACCCAUUGGGGAAAAUAUUUUAAAACACUGUCUGUUCAGAUGUUGUGGAUUACAAAGGAAGUCACAUUAAUAAAGAUUUUCCAUGUAUCUGAUCUCUUAUUUUUAUCAGUUUGUUUGCCAAUAAAAAUGGCUCAUCAUUUCCAGAUCUUGAAAGUUAACUGAGGCUUCACUGUUCAUAUAUGGUAGAAUUUUGAUAGAAUUUUGAUCGUUCUUUAAUAAGGUGGAGUGUGAGAGUGGGGACCUGGAAAAAGAGCACAGAGAGAUAAUGGGACCAUUGCUGAAAAAUCCAACAAAAAGCAGUAGGAUGACACAGGGUAGAUGAGCCCCCAAUCUGGGGCUUAGCCUGGGAGGGUUCUUAGCAUUGUUCAGGAAAGAAUUCAAGAAUGAGCUGGUGGUGGAAAAAUGCAGGUUUAAUGAAGCAACAGUGUACAAGAGAGUAGCUGCUCCUUGCAGAACAGGGCUAACUCAUAGGCAGUGCACCCAAAGUAGCAGUGUAUGGGCUGUAGACUGGCAAUAUUUAUACCCACUUGGAAUUACAUGCAAAUUGAGUGGUAGGUUAUUCAGAAAUCUUUUGAAAAGGGGUGGUAAUUUUGGGGGGUUGCCUUGGCAUUUGUAAACUGUCAUGGUGCUGUUGGGAGUGUCUUAUGCUGAUGAGCAGUGAGGGCAUCUAGAGGUUGCCUUUGGUGCCAUUUGCUAGUUCUGGUAUGUUUCUUCAUUUCAUCCUGUUGAGACCAGGCAAUAAGUCCGUAUAGUCUCCUACUUCAAAAUGGCUUCCCAAUUCUGGUGUAGGCAGUUCUUGAGGUAACCAGGCUCAGCCUACUCAGUGCCUAGAGGAUAAAGGUGAUGAUAUUGACUUCUGUAAGCAUUGUAAAUCAGCAUAUUAUAGUUAUCAGAAUGAUCAUUGUUCUAAACAUUAACUGAGUACUUGCUGGGAUUGCUUGGAAUUCUUUUCGAAAAAGGGAGAAAAGAAUUGGUUUCAGUAGGUUCUAUACUUUCAAGUUGCAUAGCAGAUAGAUCACACAAUUUAGUGACAACAAAGAAAACACAAAGAACAGGGCCGGGCGCUGUGGCUCACGCCUGUAAUCCCAGCACUUUGGGAGGCUGAGGCGGGUGGAUCAUGAGGUCUAGAGAUCGAGACCAUCCUGGACAACAAGGUGAAACCCCGUCUCUACUAAAAAUACAAAAAAUUAGCUGGGCACAGUGGCACAUGCCUAUAAUCCCAGCUAUUCAGGAGGCUGAGGCAGGAGAAUUGCGUGAACCCAGGAGGUAGAGGUUGUGGUGAGCCGAGAUCGCGCCAUUGCACUCCAGCCUGGGUAACAAGAGCGCAACUCCAUCUCAAAAAAAAAAGAAAACACAAAGAACAAUAAUAAUAACAGUAGCAUCUAGCAUUUUUAAAGCCCUCCUUACAGCCUAUGCCUUGUGUUAGUGCUUUAGCCUACCUUUCAUAUAUUUCUAUAGUGUUCUUAUGUAUGAUACUGGGGGUAAGGAAGGUACCUAUGUAAUUUAAAAAAUUCUGUGUUAGAAAAAUGAAAAAACAGAAACAUCAGGAAUUAAUAAUUUACAUCUAGGUGAGUUAUAAAUAUAAUAUGGCACUACUGUCUACCAGGUAUGGUAUUUAAGUGUUUUGUACAGUAUAAUUCUAAUAUGAGGUAGAUAGGAUCCCAUUUUAUAAACGAAGGACCUUGUGCUUGUCUGUCUUCUGUCACUUGUCUAUCUUAAGUUACUCAAAUAAGGUAGAACUGUGAUUCAAACUGAGGACUGUCUGACUUAAAAGCUCACUCUUUUAUUCAUCAUGCUGCAGUGGUUUCCAUGUAUUUGGUGUUCAGAGGUUUGGAGGGAGAGGCAGGAGUGAUCAGGGGUGACAACUCAUGUUGAUUUUGGAAUGGAAAGGAGACUAGGUUUCUUAUGAAGUAAAGGCAGAAGACUCAGGGUGUGGUUAAACAUUCAAAUCCAAAAUAAAUAGUUAUAUCUAUUAGAGGUGCUCAUAGCAUGCCUAUCUGCAUAGUUCUUUGUUUCCAAAGCUGCUUCUGAAAAAGGAAAGAAAGUAGGCUAUGAAGGCUCCAAGAAAGAUAGCAAAAGAUAGAAUGGUGGAUACUUAAUCAUUCACAAGGAUGAGGUGUAUAAGUAAAUGGUAGAUUUUUCUCAUUUCUUAUUAAUGAUCUUCAAAUGUUGCUACUUGAGGACAUUAAGUUGUCUACAUACCCAUCCUGUGUUCUACUACUGAACAUGGACAUGUAGCUCCUAACAUCUGGAUGUUUUCACUCGUCUCUCUCUUUCUCCCUCUCUUUUAUUUUCUCCUAACCUGACUUGUUAAUUGCUUUUUUUGUGUAUGUCUUCAUAAAUUUAUAGCCAGUCUGUUCCAUUCUGGACUGUUUAUCUUUAACAUGCCAGAGGUCUUGAAACAUCAUAAUGUUGUGUAAUGAGCAUAACUUCUGCCUUGACUUGUGGGUGUUAAGAGCAUUAGUCAGUGCAAAGUAUUGAGUUAAAUAUUUUCAAUGAAAGGAUAUAAUGAUCUAACAUAGAGGAAGAAGUUAUAAAAAUCCUAGUUAAUGGCAUUAAUGGUGAGCCAUAUACUUAGGGGGUUCCUUCUUUGAUAAGUUAGAGAUUCACAGAAUGAAUGUAAAAGCAUUCUUACUCUGAAUUAAUGACAGAGGAGAAAGACCAACAUAAUAAGAAAAAAAGGACUUAAUUCUCAUCCAUACCAAGAAAAGUGUAAGCAUCCAAGUUCCCAGCGAUUCUAAUCCUGAUUCAUUACCUUGCAUGUGUCUUUAGUUAUCUCAAGAAAUGUUAAAGAUUUCCAUGAGAUAUUAUGGAAAGGGACUCCUGGGCUGCAUCAUAAGCCUGAUUGAAAGCUCUUAGCCUUGUAAUGAUCUCUUCUUGGAGGACCAUCAGGGAAUUCUUUGCAGCUCUAUCAGAGAGUCAGGGCUUUCCUGAGCAAACAAACUAGGUAUUUACCUACAGAGCUGAUUUUAUGAAGAGUUUUGGUCAGCAUUAGUCAUUGUGAAACUAUGGGCCUCCUGCCCUGGUUAAUCUCUACAGACAUCUCCCUACAGUAGAAGAUUGAAUCCUCAUCUCUCCAUGAGUCUGAACAUCUAAAGAUGUUAGAGGUACAUUAAUUUGCUUCUUGCUGGGGAAUGUGUAUUGUGUCUUCUGGGAAUAGUGUCUAGAUGAAUGUUUAAUAAUCAAUUUAAUAGGUUCAUGGGCUGUCUUAUUUUUUGGGGUUGAAGGUUUAAACCAGGAGGACACUCUGUGAUAACUCUGCUCUUUACCUUGCCAGCAAGCCUUAGUUGUCCUGGUAAACAAUCUCUGAGUUAAAUACCUUUUCUUUUCUGGAGAGGUUACGAACAAAGGAAAUGGCUUUGAUGUCAGGACAAGGGGCAUAAACAGUGUUUAUGGGUGCUGUUAAAAAUUUUUCAUCUGGGUAUUUUCAAAAGAAUUUCAAGUCAAAAUAUAUCACUUAUGGGAAGUACCUUAUUUUCCAAUAUGAUAUCUUAUACAAAUUGAUAAUUAUUUUCAUGGUUUAAGUAGUAAUUAAUGACAUUUUGGGGGUUGGAAGAUUUGUGGGGAGUAGGAGAUAGAUUUUCAUCAGAUUUCCUCCCAUCCUUUCCUCAUGAGGAUUAUUGAUCUCUAGUCCGCAUAUGUAAGGUGUUGAAUUUAUUUACUAAUGUUAUUAACUGAAUCUAUAGAUAAAGAGGUAGUUUUGAAUGGGAGCCAAGUAACCUGUUGAUGUAAGUCUAUUUUACCUUUUAUGAUUACCAUCUAGCACCUCCCUCCUUCCUGGCUGAAUUCCCUGUCAUUUUAAGUAGGCAGCAAUUACUGGUUUACUAAAGAAGCCGGCUCCUGCUGCCAAGGAUCCUGUUAAUUAUCACUCUAUCUCUAAUUUAGCCUUCCUAGUGUUGAGAGAAGGUGCGUGUAAGCGUGUGGCAGAACGUCUACAAUCACAUCUUUGUAAUAAUCUCCUCUCUGAGACGGUUCAGUGGACUCAAUGUUCCGCCAAAGGGCCGAGGCGGCCCUGCAGUUCCGCGGAGCAUCCUGGGGCCUCCAAGCCUCCGAUAAGCUCCUCCAGUAUGACAUCACGCAUCUUGCUACGCCAGCAACUCAUGCGUGAGCAGAUGCAGGAGCAGGAGCGCAGGGAGCAGCAGCAGAAGCUGCAGGCGGCCCAGUUCAUGCAACAGAGAGUGCCCGUGAGUCAGACACCAGCCAUAAACGUCAGUGUGCCCACCACCCUUCCCUCUGCCACCCAGGUGCCGAUGGAAGUCCUUAAGGUGCAGACCCACCUUGAAAACCCCACCAAGUACCACAUACAGCAAGCCCAGCGGCAGCAGGUAAAGCAGUACCUUUCUACCACUUUAGCAAAUAAACAUGCCAACCAAGUCCUGAGCUUGCCAUGUCCAAACCAGCCUGGCGAUCAUGUCAUGCCACCGGUGCCGGGGAGCAGCGCACCCAACAGCCCCAUGGCUAUGCUUACGCUUAACUCCAACUGUGAAAAAGAGGGAUUUUAUAAGUUUGAAGAGCAAAACAGGGCAGAGAGCGAGUGCCCAGGCAUGAACACGCAUUCACGAGCAUCCUGUAUGCAGAUGGAUGAUGUAAUCGAUGACAUCAUUAGCCUAGAAUCAAGUUAUAAUGAGGAAAUCUUGGGUUUGAUGGAUCCUGCUUUGCAAAUGGCAAAUACGUUACCUGUCUCAGGAAACUUGAUUGACCUUUAUGGAAACCAAGGUCUGCCUCCCCCAGGCCUCACCAUCAGCAACUCCUGUCCAGCCAACCUUCCCAACAUAAAAAGGGAGCUCACAGCGUGUAUUUUUCCCACAGAGUCUGAAGCAAGAGCACUGGCCAAAGAGAGGCAGAAAAAGGACAAUCACAACUUGAUUGAACGAAGAAGAAGAUUUAACAUAAAUGACCGCAUUAAAGAACUAGGUACUUUGAUUCCCAAGUCAAACGAUCCAGACAUGCGCUGGAACAAGGGAACCAUUUUAAAAGCAUCUGUUGACUAUAUCCGAAAGUUACAACGAGAGCAGCAACGCGCAAAAGAACUUGAAAAUCGACAGAAGAAACUGGAGCAUGCCAACCGGCAUUUGUUGCUCAGAAUACAGGAACUUGAAAUGCAGGCUCGAGCUCAUGGACUUUCCCUUAUUCCAUCCACGGGUCUCUGCUCUCCAGAUUUGGUGAAUCGGAUCAUCAAGCAAGAACCCGUUCUUGAGAACUGCAGCCAAGACCUCCUUCAGCAUCAUGCAGACCUAACUUGUACAACAACUCUUGAUCUCACGGAUGGCACCAUCACCUUCAACAACAACCUUGGAACUGGGACCGAGGCCAACCAAGCCUAUAGCGUCCCCACAAAAAUGGGAUCCAAACUGGAAGACAUCCUGAUGGACGACACUCUUUCUCCUGUUGGUGUCACUGAUCCACUCCUUUCGUCAGUGUCCCCCGGAGCUUCCAAAACAAGCAGCCGGCGGAGCAGUAUGAGCAUGGAAGAGACGGAGCAUGCUUGUUAGCAAAUCCUCCCUGCACUGCAUUCGCACAAACUGCUUUCUUUCUUGAUUCAUAGAUUUAAUAAUUUACCUGAAGGGGUUUUCUUGAUAAUUUUCCUUUAAUAUGAAAUUUUUUUUCAUGCUUUAUCAAUAGCCCAGGAUAUAUUUUAUUUUUAGAAUUUUGUGAAACAGACGUGUAUAUUCUAUUUUACAACUACAAAUGCCUCCAAAGUAUUGUACAAAUAAGUGUGCAGUAUCUGUGAACUGAAUUCACCACAGACUUUAGCUUUCUGAGCAAGAGGAUUUUGCAUCAGAGAAAUGUCUGUCCAUCUUAUUCAGGGGAAACUUGAUUUGAGGUUUUUAUGCCUGUGACUUCCUUGGAAAUUAAAUGUAAAGUUUAAUUGAAAGAAUGUAAAGCAACCAAAAAGAAAAAAAAGAAGAGGAAAAGAAAUCCAUGCUAACCCUUUUCCAUUUUAUGUCUAUUGAUUCAUUGGUACUGCCUUAAAGAUACAGUACCCCUCUAGCAUUGUUUAGUGUUUAUACUGCAACUAUUUAAAGAAAUACUGUAUUCUGUGAAACACAAAAAAUGCAGCCUUUUCAUGAGAAUCAUCUGGUUAGAAAACAUAACUGAUACCAACCGAAAUUUAAGGGAGUUAGACCAAGGCUCUGAAAUAUGAAGUCUAAUCUUGCUCUCUUUUAUUGUGCUGUUACAGUUUUCUUCAUCAAUGAGUGUGGUUCAGUUUUUCGUAAGAUAUAUUUUAUUUUGAAAUGGAAAUUAAUGUCCUCUCAACGUAAAAUGUUGAGGGGCACUGAAAGUAUGUUUUACUCUUUUUUUUUUCACUUUUGCUUUUGAUAAGAAAACCAAACUGGGCAUAUUUCUAAUUGGCUUUACUAUUUUUAUUUUUAAAUUAUGUUUUACUGUUCAUUUGCUUUGUACAGAUUCUUUAUUAUCAUUGUUCUUUUCAAUAUGUUUGUAUUAAUUUGUAAGAAUAUGCAUCUUAAAAUGGCAAGUUUUCAAUAUUUUUACAAUUCACUGGUGGUUUUCCGCAUUCUUUGUACACCCAUGAAAGAAAACUUUUAUGCAAGGUCUUGUGUUUAAAAGACAGCUUUGAGAAUAUUUUAUAUAUUACAGUCUCGCCCGGAACUGUUUUUAGACACAUUUUAAGGUGUAGUAUUAAUAGGUUAAAACCAGGCUUUCUAGAAAGAAUAAACUUACAUAUUUAUUUUUAGGAUAUGAAAAUAGCAAUAUUCUUGGAGAUGGAUAACCAUAGCAUUAAUACGCCCAUUAUGGCCAUUUAAUUGGGGUUCAUUUCAGCAAACUUGCUGAAUUUUGUUUUAAAGAAAGAAAUACUGUAUUGGCAAAUUACUGUUACUUGAUAACCAUGUUUUAACAAGGAGCAAUGUUGUAAAGUUAGUUUCAGUGCAUUAUCUACUUGUGUAGUCCUAUGCAAUAACAGUAGUGUCACAUGUAUCAAGCCUAGAUGUUUUAUACAGAUGCCAUAUAGUGUUAUGAGCCAGGCUGUUGAAUGGAAUUUCUCAGUAGCAGCCUACAAUUGAAUAGCAAGUGGCAUAAAGCAUAUCCAUUCAGAAUGAAGUGCCUUAAAUAUAGCAGUAGUCUUUUUUGGACUAGCACUGACUGAACUGUAAUGUAGGGGAAAGUUUCAAGAUGGUAUCUAUAGUCAAGAGGAACAUGUAGCAUGGUGCCUAUGUAGACAAUAUAAGAGCUUCCAAUUUUCCUUCAGAUAUUUUUAAUAUUAAAUAUAUUUUAGUGACAGAGUGCCAACUUCUUUCAUCAGGAAACCUUAUUCAGGAGGGUUUUUUUUAAAGUGUUUAAAUGUCAAAUGUGAAUUGGUGAUGGGUGAUGGAGGGUUCAGAGAGAAGGAGUGAUCGUCAGAUGUGUGAAUGAACGGUUUAGGUGAAAAUAAUCAACUGCAUAGUUCCCAUGCACGCUGGGCAAUGAGAAUCCUUGGAAACAUUGGUGAUGCUAUCAGUUUUAUAGCUUUAUUACUUAAGGGGGUAGGGAAAAUUACUUCCCAUUCUUUCAACCCCUUUAACUGUAUAGCUCUUUUCCUAGAAUAGUGAUGCAAAUCUGCAUGAACAGCUAAUUGUACCAUAGUAUUCAUUGAUACAAUCAUAGCAUUGUCUAUUUUUCUCUUCAUAUUUAUAUGGGGGGGGCGGGCGCUGGAUGCGAAAGUUGAAGAUCUUGAUGCUAUGAUAUUAGUUUUCCUUAGCUGACUUUGAGGGUUUUUAAAAAUAAAGCAAGGUUGACUAACCUAUGGCCAAGGGAACAGGACCAUGGUUAAGCAACCAUAUAGAAAGCUUUGUUGAAAGAAAGUAUGGCAUCUUGUACCACUGCCCUGACUGUUGCAACUCCUAACCUUGCCAUUGCCUGCCUCCCCAUCCCCUUCUCCUUAAGAGACAAUUUUUGCAGGUGGCAGGUGAGCAAGCACAGGAGAAUGCUGCAAUCUUGGGGGUGGUUUUAUUUAUUUCUUUUUGCCAAAUAGAGUGUGGAUUCGUUUUAGGCAUUAGUUAAGCCAAGAGGCAGUGGUUUGGGCUUGUCGUUUGUAAUGAGAAAACGAUCCACAUCACUCCCCCUAUCCUUGGGUACAGAAUUGUGACUCGAGGUUGGACCUCCGUAUGGAGUGACCAAAAUGCCGAAAUUGUCCGUCUGCCUCUGGGUAGGACAAUGGAAAUACCAAACUUUCUGACUUCGCCAAAAAGCAUACAAGCAACCUGGUCAUAUAUAGGAUGACAAAAUUCUUUCUGGUUGUUUUCAAACAAUAAAGCAAUAAGAACAAAUACAAUAUACAAUACAUAGGAAGUUAAAAGAUAUAAAGCACAAAGGAAUGCACUUAUUAAUAUUUUUUAAAAAUGCACUGGGAAAAAGUUGAUGUCAAUAACAGUAGAAAAAAGCCCUAUUUCUUGAUAAAAAUGAUAAAUGACUGCCUCUUGCAGAUGCUUGGUACUGUAAUGUUAAUAAUAGUCACCUGCUGUUGGAUGCAGCAAUAACUUCUGUGUGGUCCAUAGCACUGUAUAUUAUGGAUCGAUAUUAAUGUAUCCAAUGAAAUAAUCGACUUGUUCUUGAUAGCCUCAUUAAAGCAUUUGGUUUUUCACAUA